Messenger RNA from Diversispora eburnea, 242 nucleotides. Lineage: Eukaryota; Fungi; Glomeromycota; Glomeromycetes; Diversisporales; Diversisporaceae. The record is from the annotation of a GenBank genome assembly.
GAAAUGAAAAUGAAAGUGAUGAUAAUAAAGAAAAUGAAAUUGAAAAUGAUACAGAAAGUGAUAAUUCAGAUUCUAUUGAAUCUGAAGAUAAGGAAAGUAACUCAGAAUCUGAAUUUGAAAGUGAUAGUGAUUAUAAUAAAGAUAUUUUAGAUGAAAUUCCCGUAAUGAUGGGAGAUUCAUUAGUUAAAACUAAAUUGAAUAUUGAUACUUUAAGACUUAAUACUUAUUGCAUAAUCCUUUAA